Molecule: messenger RNA, 249 nt
Organism: Prunus armeniaca (apricot)
Lineage: Eukaryota; Viridiplantae; Streptophyta; Magnoliopsida; Rosales; Rosaceae
Source: the annotation of a GenBank genome assembly
AUGGGAUGCUCUUCCUCCCGCUCCUCGAUGCCACCAGGAAGUAAGAGUGGGAUUCAUCUGCAAACCCUACUACUACUAUAUAAUUAUAAGAAGCAGCAAUGUGAGGAGGAAGACCACCGAAAAGAAGUAGAAGAAGAAGUGAUGCAUUGUCCAGAGAAUUCCUUCGAGUUCAACAUGGAAAUGCUCUCCUCCGAGACUGGUAGAUGGACAGAGUCAGUUGUAUGGAAUGCUCUACUGGUGGAGCUCUAG